Molecule: messenger RNA, 1121 nt
Organism: Punica granatum (pomegranate)
Lineage: Eukaryota; Viridiplantae; Streptophyta; Magnoliopsida; Myrtales; Lythraceae
Source: RefSeq, a predicted model, not a curated record
UCACGAUCUGCUGGGACCGUUGCUUGUAGACACAUCGAUCGUGCAAGGGAAGUCCAUACUAGUUCUAGCUACAAGCAACAUGAAGGUAGACGAGAACAAUGAAGUCCGGUCACUUCCAGGAUUCCGGUUUCAUCCCACGGAUGAGGAGCUUGUCAGUUUUUACCUGUGUCGGAAGGUGGACAAGAAGCCCAUGAGGAUUGAUCACCUCAUCCAGCAAAUCGAUAUUUACAAGCACGACCCCUGGGAUCUUCCGAGAACAGAAAAUUAUGGGGGUGAUAAUAAGGAGUGCUACUUCUUUUGCAAGAGGGGAAGAAAGUAUAGGAACAGCGUGAGACCCAACAGAGUCACAGGUUCUGGCUUUUGGAAAGCUACUGGCAUCGAUAAACCGGUUUAUAGUAAUGCUCUUGGAGGAGACAGACGUGAUCAGUGCGUUAUUGGACUGAAGAAGACAUUAGUUUAUUACCGUGGAUGCGCAGGGAAAGGAACUAAGACUGAUUGGAUGAUGCAUGAAUUUCGCCUCCCUAGUGACGGUCCAACGUCUUCGAAUAAAUGCAUUCCUCAUCCUCAAGAAACUGAAGUGUGGACCGUGUGUCGAAUUUUUAAGCGAAAUGCUUGCCACAAGAGAUACUCCGGCGACUGGAGGGAGCUCCCUGCUGCAAAGCAGAUUCCAGCUGCAAUGGACAGAAUAUCGAAUCAGACUUGUGGGAUAAGUUCAAAAUCAAACCACAGUUAUCAAGAUCAAGGCUAUAUCAGCUUCAACGUUGCCCCAUCAGUACCUUGUUAUCCUGGUAAGGCGAAUCUGAACAAUAUGUUGGUGAAUCAUGAUCAACACGUCAACGAGAAAUAUGUACAAUUUAAUGGAGGCAGUCAGUCUAGUUUGGUGGGUCAACAAAUUACGACAUCUGCAGCAUCCACUUCAAACUACUGUUAUAGUAAUUUUGAUUGUCCGGGUGAGCAUUUCACUGAUGAGACCUGGGAUGAGCUGAGAGAUCUCUUGUAGAUUUUGCAUUGGACUUAUCCCGCAUGUAAAUAUAUAUGCAUUAGUAGUCUCUCUAUUUUUCCAGGAUAUUCGACGGGUUGUAGCAAGGUUCUUUAAUUUGAAACAGCAAUUCCUGGUUUAA